AUGUCGCAAGUCGCCUACCUCACCGGUGGAGCCUCCGGCAUCGCAAAAGCAGUUGCGCAGAUGUUGGUCAAGCACAACAACAAGGUCUUCAUCGCCGACCGUGACUUGGCCGCCGCUCAGCAAUUUGUCGACGAAUUGAACGGCUCGGGGAAAGGGGUUGUUGCCGCAUGUGCCUACACCGACGUCGCGGACUGGAACUCGCAGGCCAAGGCGUUCAGCCAGGCCGUCGCGACCUUCGGCCGCAUCGACCUCGUCUACCCUAUCGCUGGAGUCGGCGAGCGAGUGUGGAUCCCAAAACCGUCGGGGGCCAGUGAGUUCGAGAAGCCCGAUCUGGGCGUCAUCGAUGUCAACGUGAACGGAGUGCUAUACACGGUGGCACUCGCGGUCCAGCAAUUCAGAAAGCAGGGACCAGGCCCUAAUGGACUCAGAGGCAAGAUUGUCACCGUCGCCAGCGUCUGUGGCUGGUACGUCAUUCCAACUCUGCCGAUAUACACGACUUCGAAACACGCCGUGGUCGGCCUCGUGCGCACGUACGGGAGAUAUCUGUUCGAUGAGGAAAAAAUCACAUUCAACGGCGUGUGCCCACACGUCGUGAAGACCAACAUCUCCAACUCGAAGGUGGGCUUCGGCGACAGGGUCGAGAAAGCCGGACUGUACACGCCCAUGGAGGCGGUGGUGGAGACGUUUGAGAAGCUGUGGCAGGACGAUACGACCAGCGGGGAGUGCUUCGAGGUCGGACCGAAUUACGCCAAAAAUGGACCCGUGGCGAGGCAGCCGAUCGAGGUCUUGGAUCAAGAAAGUGAGAAAUUGCACGAGUUCCUCACGGAAAUGGGUCGGCCGCUGCAAGUGCCUCAGCAGUGA
This is a messenger RNA of Fonsecaea erecta, 861 nucleotides long. Its product is annotated as glucose 1-dehydrogenase. NCBI's taxonomy places the organism in Eukaryota, Fungi, Ascomycota, Eurotiomycetes, Chaetothyriales, Herpotrichiellaceae. The record is from RefSeq and is a predicted model, not a curated record. Gene Ontology annotation, molecular function: oxidoreductase activity, acting on the CH-OH group of donors, NAD or NADP as acceptor. The transcript has 4 exons. The coding region runs from base 1 to 861 and encodes 286 amino acids. Gene Ontology annotation, cellular component: cytoplasm.